This is a messenger RNA of Theobroma umbraticum, 3744 nucleotides long. The record is from RefSeq and is a predicted model, not a curated record. Lineage: Eukaryota; Viridiplantae; Streptophyta; Magnoliopsida; Malvales; Malvaceae.
AGCUCUGCUUUUUCCCUCUUCGCCUACUAAAGAGCAAGCUAUCUAGUACCAUGAUAAAGCUUCAAACUAUAUAGAUUUACACAAAGGAAAUCUAGAAAUCCAGCUAAAUCUUUUAGCGUCAAUGCUUGUUCCAUCACUUGAUUUUCGAUGCUUUUCCCUCAGAAAACACAGUCCUUUCAUUAAAUUCCCUAGGAGGUCUCUUUUAGCCUCAUUUCAGUUGGUUUCUUGCUUUACUACCCUCAUUGCUACAAAUGAGAUAAACCCCAUUUUCUAUCCACCUUUAAAAGUCACACCUUUCAAAGAAAAGAUAAAGCUUGAUAGAACUAAAAGGUUAAAACUUUACUCUAAGAUUCUACAUGAUUGUGCUUCAAAGGGGUCUUUGCGUUUAGCCAAAGUUGUUCAUGGGAAGAUAAUAAAAAAUGGGCUUGACCCAGAUUUGCAUUUAUGGAACUCUUUGGUGAAUGUUUACGCAAAAUGUGGGAGCUUUGGAUAUGCUUGUAAAGUGCUUGAUAUAAUGUCUGAAACAGAUGUUGUAUCUUGGACUGCUCUGUUUUCUGGUUUAGUUAAUGAAGGGCAUGGCUCUGCUGUGUUGGGUUUGUAUUGUUUUAUGAAGAAAGAUGGUGUUAGGCCAAAUGGGCAUUGCUUGGUGACUGCUUUGAAAGCUUGUUCUUUGAGUUUAGAUUUGUUUUUUGGGACACUGUUGCAUGGAGAAGGUGUUAAAGUUGGGGUAUUGUUGGAUGUUUUUGUUGGGUCUUCCCUUGUUGAUCUUUAUGCGAAAUGUGGUGAGAUGGAACUCGCCGAGAGAGUGUUUGUUUACAUGGAUAAAAAGAAUGUUGUGUCAUGGAAUGCAUUGUUUAAUGGUUAUGCACUAAAGGGUGAUGCAGGAAAGGUUUUGAAUUUGUUUGAAGGGAUGACGGAAUCUGAAUUGAGAUGUAGUAAGUUUACUUUGUCAAAUGUGCUCAAGAGUUGCACAUAUUUGGGAAACUUAACACGGGGCUCGAUAGCACAUUCUUUGGUGAUUAAGACUGGUUGUGAGCAUGAUGAAUUUGUUGGUUGCUGCCUUCUUGACAUGUAUUCAAAAUGUGGACUGGUUGAGGAUGCACUCAAGGUCUUUAAAAGGAUUCAAGAACCCAACAUAGUUGCCUGGAGUGCAAUGAUUGACUGCCUUGAUGAGCAAGGCCAGAUUCAAGAAGCAGCUGAGAUGUUUUGCCUAAUGAGACACAAAGGGGUAAGCCCCAAUCAGCAUACUUUUUCCAGUAUUGCUGGUGCAGCCACUAAUUUGGGUGAUCCGCUUUUUUGUGAAGGCAUUCAUGCGUGUAUAAUUAAACAUGGCUUUGAAUCUGAAAACGUUUUAAGCAAUGCACUUAUUUCCAUGUAUAUGAACAUCAGGUCUGUCCAAAAUGGUUGGCAGGUGUUUAAGGAAAUGAGUUCAUGGGAUUUGGCUUCAUGGAAUGCCCUUCUUUCUGGACCACUUGAUGAUAAAACUUGUGAUCAGGGACCAAGUAUCUUUCACAAGAUGCUUGCAGCAGGUUGUAGGCCUGAUAUCUGCACCUUUACUAGCAUCCUAAGAUCUUGUUCCAGCCUCCUAAAUCUAAAAUUUGGGCAGCAAGUGCAUGCUCACAUAAUAAAGAAUGGCCUAAAUGAUAAUAACUUAGUGGGAACAUCUCUUAUUGACUUGUAUGCCAAAAAUAGAUUCUUGGAGGAUGCAGAGCUACUUUUCAGUCAAUUGAUUGAGAUCGAUCUUUUUUCGUGGACAGCAUUAAUUGCUGGUUAUGCUCAAACUGAUUGUGUAGAGAAGGCUAUCAAGUGCUUCAAUCAGAUGCAAAGACAAGGUGUGAAACCCAAUGAAUUCACUCUUGCUACCUGUUUGAGUAGUUGCUCUAAGAUGGCAAUGUUGGAAAAUGGGCAGCUGCUUCAUUCUAUGGCGAUUAAAGCUGGGCAUUCAGUGGACCUGUUUGUAUCAAGUGCUCUUGUAGAUAUGUAUGCCAACUGUGGCUGCAUAGAAGAAGCUGAAUCUGCUUUCCAGGGCAUGGUGUCAGCAGAUGUCGUAUUGUGGAACACAAUGCUUUUUGGAUACUUGCAACAUGGGCAAGGAUUGAAAGUCUUGGAAACUUUUAGGACAAUGUUGGAUGAAGGCCUUGAGCCAGAUGAGGUUACAAUCAUUGGAGUUUUAUCUGCAUGUAGUUAUAUGGGCUUGGUUGAAGAAGGGAAAGAGCACUUUGACUCUCUGACCAAUGUUUAUGGAAUAAUACCUACAAUUGAGCAUUAUGCCUGUAUGAUUGAUAUUUUAGGUCGAGCUGGAAAAUUUAAUGAAGUUGAAAGCUUUGUCAAGGACAUGAAGGUUACAUCAACUGCCUUGAUUUGGGAGACGGUUCUUGGGUCUUGUAGAAUGCAUGGAAAUGACAAAUUAGGUGAUAUUGCUGCAGAGAAACUCUUCGAGCUUGACCCUGAUACAGCCUCCCAUUACAUAUUACUAGCAAAUAUUUUUGCUGCCAAGGGUAGGUGGGAUGAUGUCCGUAGGGUCAGGGCAUUAAUGACCAGUCGUGGUGUUAAGAAAGAAUCUGGGUGUAGUUGGGUGAUGGUCAGUGGUCAACUGCACAUCUUCGGGUCUGCAGAUGGUUCGCAUCCAAUGAGCAGGGAAAUCUAUACGAAAUUGCAGGAGCUUGUACAGAAGGUUAGUUUAGCAGGUUAUGUGCCUAAGACAGAACAUGUACUCCAUAAUGUUAGCCACAGAGAAAAAAUGGAACAGCUCUUUUAUCAUAAUGAAAGGAGUGGCAUUUGCUCAUGUCAAGAUUGGUGGUGAUUUUGCUCUAGUCAUCCAGCAAAAAGGUUCUGUCUCCUGGAUUUUCUCAAAAUCUCCAAGUUGAUUACGACGUGGAGUCAUCUUUGUCUGAGCACAUUAGGAUCUGGAGGCACUUGAGGAUCAUUAGCUAUCAAUAUCUCGUGUUCAAAUUAAGGCUUCUGAUCUUAGUCACAGGGAGCCAAAUCACCUCGUUGCUUAUCACUACCAAGGCCAUUGUUAAUGGUGCUUCAAAUGGUCCUCUGAUUUUGGGGAAUGUCCUGCAUUGGCAAGUGAUUAGAUUGGCAUCCAGAUUUGCAAUGUUGGAUGUUGCAGUGAAUGUUUAUGCAAGAUGUAGAAGUUUCAGGUCUUCCUGUCAGUAUACAUUGCUUCCUUGUGUUCAUUUAUGCUUUCUUUUUAUUUGCACUGUGUUUAUUAGAUCUUUUUCUCUUUACCGUUUCCUUAGAGGUUAGGGUGAUUUUCUGAUUCCCUGAGACAGGGAUAUGUUGGAGAAUUCAUCAUGGCCUUGCAGGUUGGUGAAUUUGUAGAUUUCUUGCAUUCUGAUAAUAUUAACCCAUCCCUUCUAAUCUGACCUUUACUUUGAUGUGUCACCAGUUUAACAAGCUGGACGUGAAAUGAUACUUGAUCAUCUGAGUAAGUAUGGUAGGACCAUCACAUUUGGCUUCACUCUUCUAUUGCAUGUUGGGAGGUUUAUUCGAAGAUGACUACUUCUGCUGCGAUGGAAGUUUCUGAUCUGUAUCACAUGCAAAGACUGACAUUCUUCAACAUCAAGUAAUCCGGAUAUAAACGAAUGCUUACGCGAUCAUAAAUCAACGCCUUGAUAAAGUUUUUCUCGGUAUGUACCCAAAAGGAACACAGAUGUUGUUUUCAUAACGAGCCAAGUUUGAAUGAUUUUUCUCCCAUUGAUGCCAGUGACUUUGAAGAGCAACGAAGCUGUUCCGGGC